GACAAUUGUUUUUUGCCAAAAGACCCUCCCAACACGGGAACAGAACUUUGGCACCACAUGCCCAGUGUUUUGUGUGUGUGUGUGUGUGUGUGUUUGUAAAAGAGAGUGAGGGUGAAAGCUUUGUCUGGGUCGUCCUCACAAGGUCCACACAGUCUGCACAGAGUUUGAUCUGGAUUCUUCUUUCUCAUUUAUCUGCCAGCCUCAGUUAUGAGGACCUGUGUGUUUUUUCUUUGUCUACUGGCAGUCACACUUGUGCCACCUGUGGAGAGUAGGAGCCGUGGAAAACACCACAGACGACACGGGAUCUCACACACGGCCAAACCAAAGGAUGACGUACUAGAGGAGACCAAUCAGCUUCAAGUUUUACCCACUUUAGACACAUUUGAAAUCAGGAGCCAGGAUCAGGAAGAGGUCGAAGCCGAGACCAAUGAUCAGAAAGGAGCGUUUGAUGAUUCUGAAAAAAGAGAAGAGGACUCUGCAGUUCUGUUAAGCGAGGAGGAGCUGAUAGACCUCAUAAAGACGGAGGCAGAAGAGGAGGCGAUGGAAGGACGAGGUCUAGAGGAGGAGGAAGCAGGAGAAGAGAAUGACAAAAUGAAACCUGAUUCUGUACAGAUCAGCCCAAAGGUGGGAGCUGACAGGAAGAAGGAGGCUGGUACAAAAAUGAUUUUGAAAGAGGCAACUGAUGAGAGAAAAGAGAAGGUCGAAGAAAAGAAGGAAGAGAAAAUGUCCAAGGACAAUAAAGAAAAAAUGGCCGAUAGAGAGGUGCAGAUGUUUCUGUUGACAGAUGACACUGAAGGCAGCACAGACCCAGAUACAAUGGUUGAUCUUGAUACGGCCGCUGAUGGAGGCAUCCUCGAAUCUGUGAGGUUAAAGGCAGCCAAAACCAGCCUUCCCAGUGAUGAUGAUGAUGAUGAUGAUGAUGAUGAUGAUGUACAGACUGCUUUUAAAGCAGAGGACUAUGAAAAGAACAUACAAGGAACAGAGGAGUCUGAUGAAGAUAGGCUGCAGGGGAACAAUGACAAGAAUUCACGACAAAUACAGAGGAGUUUGGAUCAGGACAUUAUCCCUGAGGACGAGUCCUUACUGGCUGGAAAGAAUAACAAGAUGAUUCAUGGCUCUCUAAAUAAGGAGACGAAAAGGAAGCAAAAAAAGAGCAAGCGGUCAAAAAAGCAUUCUCCACAGAGAGAGGAAGUGCAGCCUGGACAGGAACUGAGCAAAGGAGACUCUCAGGAACCUGAGAACAGCAGCAGCGACAACACCGUGCACAAGGCAAAACGGAGAAAGAUGGGAAAAAGGGGUUCUCUGGUGGGAAUAAAUCCAGUGCAGAUCAGAGCGACGGUGGAGCUCUAUCCUAACCUGAAGCCCACGCUCACUGGAGGCACGCAGGUUCAUCAGCCUGAAGGACAACCUGAUCCAUGUGAGGGGUUCCGCUGCAAACGGGGAAAAACCUGUAAACUGGAUGCUAACAACGAGCCGGGCUGUGUGUGUCAGGAGACGUCAGAGUGUCCUUCCACUGUGAAUGACUUUGAUCGUGUCUGUGGGACAGACAACAAAACAUAUGACACGUCAUGUGCACUCUUCGCCACUAAAUGCAACCUUGAAGGCACCAAGAGGGGCAGCAAACUUUAUCUGGACUACACCGGACCGUGCAAAUUCAUACCUCCAUGUAGGGACACAGAAUUGGCCCAGUUUCCUCUCCGCAUGAGGGAUUGGCUCAAAAAUGUUCUCCUGCAGCUCUUCGAGAACGACUCCACGUCCCCUGGCUUUCUUACUGCGAAACAACGUUCUAGGGUGAAGAAAAUCUUUGAAAGUGACAGAAGACUUCAUGCAGGCGAUCACUCCCUGGAGCUUCUUGCUCAUGACUUUGAGAAGAAUUACAACAUGUACAUUUACCCAGUUCACUGGCAGUUUGCCCAACUGGACCAGCACCCUUCGGACAGAUACUUGUCCGUCUCUGAGCUGGCCCCGCUCAGGGUCCCCCUGGUGCCCAUGGAGCACUGCACCUCCCGCUUCUUCCAGCAGUGUGAUGUUGACAAGGAUAAGCAGGUGUCCUUUAAAGAGUGGAUCUCUUGUUUUGGGAUCAAGAAUGACGACAUGGACCAAAACCUCCUUUUCUGAGCUGCAUUUUGUACCAUGACCCAAUGGACAGCCAUGUGGAUUCUGGACAGAUUGUACAACUGGAUUAAUAAUUAAUAAUACACUUUAAUGUUUUUAAAAUUCUAGAUAAAACAGUUAUUAAAAGUUUCAUUUUUUUAUUAACUAUUGAGGUUUUAGCUUACGGUAUUUUGUCUUUCUGUAACCUGGACUAAGCUGGCUUCAUUUUUAUUAUCUUUUAUAUUUUAGCAGUUUAUUAGGUGAAAUUUAACACCAAAUCACAGUAGUGACGGAAGGCUUAGCAAAUCUUCUAAAAACAUUGUGGUCGUUAUACAAGUAUCUGUGUUAGUGGUUCUGGAUGUAAAUGUUUCUUAAUCAUUGUUUCUCAAAAUAAAGCUGCGGACAGCUGUUGUUUUUUCUCUUUUCAAUACUUUUUUUCACAUCAUGUGACUCGAGAACUCAGAUGCCAGGUCAGUUGAUACAAAAAAUCAAUAGAUAGAUAGAUAGAUAGAAAACAAUUUUAUU
Molecule: messenger RNA, 2619 nt
Organism: Cynoglossus semilaevis (tongue sole)
Lineage: Eukaryota; Metazoa; Chordata; Actinopteri; Pleuronectiformes; Cynoglossidae
Product: SPARC-like protein 1
Exons: 11
Coding region: 208-2118 (636 amino acids)
Biological process (GO): anatomical structure development
Molecular function (GO): extracellular matrix binding; calcium ion binding; collagen binding
Source: RefSeq, a predicted model, not a curated record